AGGGGAAAAUCUUCAGCUCACGGGGUAGUAGGUUCAGGCGCGCGCGCCGCUCAGCAUUAGCAAUGACGACUAUGGGAGUCAACGGAUUCGGCCGCAUUGGGCGCCUGGUUUUCCGCGCAGCCAUGGAAAAUCAAAGUGUUACCAUGGUGGCUGUCAACGACCCCUUCAUGGACUUGGAAUACAUGAAGUAUUUGCUGAAGUACGACUCCGUGCACAAGAGAUUCAACGGCACAGUUUCUACCAAGAAGGAAGCCAAUGGUGACGAGUAUUUGGUUGUCAACGGCUUGAAUGUUCGGGUGUUUCACGAGAAGGAUCCCACGCAGAUCCCUUGGGGAGCCGUUGGUGCGCUCUACGUGUGCGAGUCCACCGGCGUGUUUUGCGACAAGGACAAGGCCUCUAAGCACUUGCAGGGCGGUUGCAAGAAGGUGAUCAUCUCUGCUCCGCCAAAGGACAACACACCUAUGUUCGUGAUGGGGGUGAACCAGGAGAACUAUACCAAGGAUCUUAACGUUGUGUCCAACGCCUCCUGCACUACCAACUGCCUGGCGCCCUUGGCCAAGGUCAUCAAUGACAACUUUGGAAUCGUCGAGGGGCUGAUGACUACAGUCCAUGCCAUGACAGCCACGCAGCUCACGGUGGAUGGUCCGUCUCGAGGCGGCAAGGACUGGCGUGGUGGACGAUGUGCGUCCGAAAACAUCAUUCCCUCCUCGACCGGCGCGGCGAAGGCCGUGGGCAAGGUCAUCCCAGCCUUGAACGGCAAGCUCACAGGAAUGGCCUUCCGAGUCCCCACGCCGGAUGUGUCCGUGGUGGACCUCACUUGCCGAAUCGAGAAGGCUGCGACCAUGGAGGACAUCGAGGCUGCCAUCAAGAAGGCAGCUGAAGGGCCCAUGAAGGGCGUGCUCGGCUUUACGGAUCACGAGGUGGUGUCGAUGGACUUUGCCACUUGCCCGUUUUCCUCCAUUUUUGACAAGUGCGCGUGCAUCGCGCUCAAUGACAAGUUUGUCAAGCUUGUCUCAUGGUAUGACAACGAGUGGGGCUACUCCAACCGCUUGGUUGAUUUGGCCAUCCACAUGUCCCAGGUGGAUGGCGUGAUCCCCCCUCCCGCCAAGAUCGAGAGCAUCAAGGCCCGUGAGAUCUUCGACUCGCGCGGUAACCCCACCGUCGAGGUUGACCUGGUGACCAACGACCACCUUUUCCGCGCCGCGGUCCCCAGUGGAGCCUCCACUGGCAUUUAUGAGGCGCUGGAGCUGCGCGAUGGAGACAAGCAGCGGCUGCUGGGAAAGGGCGUGCUCAAGGCGGUGCAGAAUGUGAACGAGAAGAUUGCACCCAAGCUGGUGGGCAUGGACGUGACUAAGCAGAAGGAGAUCGACAAGCUGAUGGUGGAGAUCCUGGACGGCACCCAGAACGACUGGGGCUGGUCCAAGUCCAAUCUGGGCGCCAACGCCAUUUUGGCGGUGUCCAUGGCGGUGUGCCGGGCGGGUGCCGCGUCCAUGGAGAUGCCUUUGUACCAGUACCUCUCCAGCCUGUCCGGCCGACCCACCGACUCUUACGUCAUGCCAGUGCCGUCUUUCAAUGUCAUCAACGGCGGCAGCCAUGCUGGAAACCGACUGGCAUGCCAGGAGUUUAUGAUCCUGCCCGUGGGUGCCAAGAGCUUCAGGGAGGCCCUCACCAUCGGCUGUGAGGUUUACCACACGCUCAAGAGCUGCAUCAAGAAGAAGUAUGGGCAGGAUGCCUGCAAUGUGGGAGACGAGGGUGGCUUUGCGCCGUCCGUGCAAGACAACAACGAGGCGCUGGACGUCCUCAUGGAUGCCCUUGAGAAGUCGGGUCACAAGGACAAGGUGAAAAUCGGAACGGAUGUGGCGGCGUCUGAGUUCUUCAAGGAGGGCAAGUACGACUUGGAUUUCAAGAAUCCUGAGAGCAAAGCUGCCGACUGGAAGACCGGCAGCCAAAUGGCUGCUUACUACCAGGAGUGGUUUGCCAAGUACCCCUUCGUCUCCAUCGAGGAUCCAUUCGACCAGGAUGACUGGGAGGCGUAUGCCGAGUUCAACGCCAAGUGCGGCAAGGACAUUCAGAUUGUGGGGGAUGACCUGCUGGUUACCAACACCAAGCGCAUCGGGAAGGCGCUGGAGGUCGGCGCUUGCAACGCGCUUCUUCUGAAGGUGAACCAGAUUGGAUCGAUCUCAGAGGCAAUCGAUGCGGCCAACAUGUCCAUGAUGAACGGCUGGGGUGUCAUGGUCUCCCACCGAUCUGGAGAGACUGAGGAUUCCUUCAUUGCUGACCUGGUCGUGGGACUGCGCACAGGACAGAUCAAGACUGGCGCACCCUGCCGAAGCGAGCGCUUGGCAAAGUACAACCAGCUUCUCCGGAUCGAGGAGGAGCUGGGCUCAAAGGCAGUCUACGCCGGGGAGAAGUUCCGCAACCCUUGCGCCUAAGGGCGAUGGAGGGACGAAUCCUCGAAGCUUUAGGCUUUGUCCGGUAGGACCCAUCUCUGCAGAUGUGCAGCUCUUGGCAGGCUUGUUGC
Messenger RNA from Effrenium voratum, 2521 nucleotides. NCBI's taxonomy places the organism in Eukaryota, Dinophyceae, Suessiales, Symbiodiniaceae. The record is from the annotation of a GenBank genome assembly.